UCUCCUCAGGGGCCGCAGGGGCGGUUCUCUGUCCACCCCGCGGGACUCCUUGGGGCAACUGAGGCCCCCCAACACAGAACCGGCCGCCCCUGCCCAGUCGGCAGCCGCAUGUGUAUCCUUGCCCUGUCGGGUCCCUGACACCGCCUCGCCCCGGGCAUGGCCGCAGACAGAUGCCCUCACUUCUGAGGACUUUAUCCCACUGCCUAUGGUCAAUUAAUGAUGCUGUGAGGAUGCAAAUAGGAAAGAAUUCUCAGUGAAUGAACCUACUGGACAUGUCAUCACAGAGCCAUCUCCACAGGGCAGCUUGAGCGUCCUCCCUCACCUAGCAGGAGUCUCCCUUCAGAGUAGGUGAACCAAGAAAGAGCAAGACAGAAGCCACAAUAUCUUUUAUGACUGAGACUCAUAGGACACAUGUCACAUACCACCACUUUUAACUAAUUCUCCUCAUUAGAAUUGAGUUACUAAGUCCAGUAUACAUUCAAAAGAAAGAGAAUUAGAAUCAACUUUUGAAUACAAGGUUAUCGGGCAUUUUAAAAAGUACUGGAAUCAUCUAUUUUUUAAAGGACUCCUAGAGAAAUGACAGUCCCUUGCUGCUGCAUUUAAUUGGAGAGGAGCUCAGAGACCCAGGAUGAUAAUUAUGACGCCUUAAAUGUCAAGCUCUUCAAAAGUCUGCCAUUGCCCUCACUGUCACCCUGAACAACUCUGGGAACCCAAACUCUGCAGCCCCCCCAGAGCAUGCUCUGGGUCUCUCAGUUAAGUCUCACCUGAGAAAUCUGAGUGAUAGUGACGUGCAGCAGCAGGAAGAUGCACAGUAAACCGAGGAGCCUGUGAUGAGCUCAGAAGAGUGUGGUAAAAUGAUAAACACAGAGGUCUCAGGGUCAGCUGGACUAGGUGCCAAUUCUGCCACCUCUUACUAGCUAUGUGACUGUUGCAGAAAAGGAAGACAACCCAGUGAGAUGAAUUAUCUUGACCACAUCAUGCAACUUCUCACCUGCAGAGCAAGGAUUAGGACCCAGGGGUGGAGUGGAAAGGAAGAAUAAACAACCUUCAGUCUUGGAGAGGGAAGGCUGUUCCUGACCCAGUUCACAACUCACCCACAUGUCUUCAAAGCCAAAGAUGGAAGAGAAGAGGCGAAAAUACUCCAUCAGCAGCGACAACUCUGACACCACUGACAGUCACGCUACGUCUGCAUCAAGAUGCUCCAAACUGCCCAGCAACACCAAGUCGGGCUGGCCCCGGCAGAACGAAAAGAAGCCCUCCGAGGUUUUCCGGACAGACUUGAUCACCGCCAUGAAGAUCCCAGACUCAUACCAGCUCAGCCCGGAUGACUACUACAUCCUGGCUGACCCGUGGCGACAGGAGUGGGAGAAAGGUGUGCAGGUGCCCGCCGGGGCCGAGGCCAUUCCGGAGCCUGUGGUGAGGCUCCUGCCACCACUUGAAGGCCCCCAGGUAUCCCCUAGCAGCUACGAACUUGGCGAGGGCUCCCAGCCUGAUUGGCCAGGGGGCAGCCGCUAUGACCUGGAUGAGAUUGACGCUUACUGGCUAGAGCUCAUCAACUCAGAGCUCAAGGAGAUGGAGAGGCCAGAGCUGGAUGAACUGACCUUAGAGCGUGUGUUGGAGGAGCUGGAGACGCUGUGCCACCAGAAUAUGGCACGGGCCAUCGAGACGCAGGAGGGGCUGGGCAUCGAGUAUGAUGAGGACGUCGUCUGUGACGUGUGCCGCUCUCCUGAGGGUGAGGAUGGCAACGAGAUGGUCUUCUGUGACAAGUGCAACGUCUGUGUGCACCAGGCGUGCUAUGGGAUCCUCAAGGUACCCACCGGCAGCUGGCUGUGCCGGACAUGUGCCCUGGGUGUCCAGCCAAAGUGCCUGCUCUGCCCAAAGCGAGGAGGAGCUUUGAAGCCCACCAGAAGUGGGACCAAGUGGGUGCACGUGAGCUGCGCUCUCUGGAUUCCUGAGGUCAGCAUCGGCUGCCCCGAGAAGAUGGAGCCCAUAACCAAGAUCUCGCAUAUCCCAGCCAGCCGCUGGGCUCUGUCCUGCAGCCUCUGCAAGGAGUGCACUGGCACCUGCAUCCAGUGUUCCAUGCCUUCCUGCGUCACGGCGUUCCACGUCACAUGCGCCUUUGACCAUGGCUUGGAAAUGCGGACUAUAUUAGCAGACAACGACGAGGUCAAGUUCAAAUCUUUCUGCCAAGAACACAGUGAUGGGGGACCCCAGGGUGAGCCCACAUCUGAACCCAUGGAGCCCAGCUCAGCCGGUGAGGACCUAGAAAAGGUGACCCUACGCAAGCAGCGGCUGCAGCAGCUAGAGGAAGACUUCUAUGAGCUGGUGGAGCCGGCCGAGGUGGCUGAGCGCCUGGACCUGGCGGAGGCGCUAGUUGACUUCAUCUACCAGUACUGGAAGCUGAAGAGGAAAGCUAAUGCCAAUCAGCCGCUGCUGACCCCCAAGACUGAUGAGGUGGACAACCUGGCCCAGCAGGAGCAGGACGUCCUCUACCGCCGCCUGAAGCUUUUCACACACCUGAGGCAGGACUUGGAGAGGGUUAGAAAUCUGUGCUGCAUGGUGACAAGGCGCGAGAGAACGAAACACGCCAUCUGCAAACUCCAGGAGCAGAUAUUCCACCUGCAGAUGAAACUUAUUGAACAGGAUCUGUGUCGAGAACGAUCUGGAAGGAGGGCAAAGGGCAAGAAGAGCGACUCAAAAAGGAAAGGUCGCGAGGGCCCGAAAGGCAGUCCUGAGAAGAAAGAGAAAGUGAAGGCAGGACCAGACUCAGUCCUGGGGCAGCUGGGCCUGUCCACCUCCUUCCCCAUCGAUGGCACCUUCUUCAACAGCUGGCUGGCGCAGUCUGUGCAGAUCACAGCGGAGAACAUGGCCAUGAGCGAGUGGUCACUGAACAAUGGGCACCGUGAAGACCCUGCUCCGGGGCUGCUGUCGGAAGAGCUGCUACAAGAUGAGGAGACGCUGCUGAGCUUCAUGCGGGACCCCUCACUACGACCUGGUGACCCUGCCAGGAAGGCCCGAGGCCGCACCCGCCUGCCAGCCAAGAAGAAACCACCCCAGGAAGGGCCAGGUUCACGGACGACUCCAGACAAACUCCCCAAGAAGCCCUGGGGCCAGGAUGCAGGCAGCGGCAAGGGGGGUCAAGGGCCACCUGCCAGGAAACCACCGAGGCGAACACCUUCUCACCUGCUCUCCAGUCCUACAGCUGGGGACUGCCCCAUCCCAGCCACUCCCGAGAGCCCCCCACUGCUGGCCCCUGAGACCCUGGACGAGGCAGCCCCAGUGACAGCCGACUCGAAUGUCCAAGUGCCUGGCCCUACGGCGAGCCCCAAGCCCUCAGGCCGGCUCCGACUGCCUCGAGAGAACAAGGGAACCCGGAGGUCACCAGGUACCAGGCCUGAUGCUGGGACAGGACCGCCUUCUGCUGUGGCCGAGAGACCAAAGGUCAGCCUGCACUUUGACACCGAGACUGACGGCUACUUCUCUGAUGGGGAGAUGAGCGACUCAGACGUGGAGGCCGAGGACAGUGGGGUACAGCGGGGUCCCCGGGAAGCAGGGGCUGAGGAGGUGGUCCGCAUGGGGGUUCUGGCCUCCUAAGUCGCCCCUAUCCCUGUCCCGGGCCCUGCCCUGGUUCCCCCACAAGGCCUCAGCCCAGUCACAACUGCCAUUUCCAAUCUUUGCUGAGUGUCCCAGACCCUCAAGGCUGCCACUCUGUUGUGGUUUUAUUUUUAAUAUAGAGAGAGUUUUGAAUUC
Messenger RNA from Talpa occidentalis (Iberian mole), 3750 nucleotides. RefSeq names its product jade family PHD finger 2 (gene JADE2). Gene Ontology annotation, biological process: regulation of transcription by RNA polymerase II. NCBI's taxonomy places the organism in Eukaryota, Metazoa, Chordata, Mammalia, Eulipotyphla, Talpidae. The record is from RefSeq and is a predicted model, not a curated record. The coding region runs from base 1099 to 3594 and encodes 831 amino acids. The transcript has 18 exons. Gene Ontology annotation, cellular component: histone acetyltransferase complex.